AUGCUGCUCCGAUUGCUCGCAGUGCUCGGCGUCGUCGUCGCCAUCGCUUCUGCCGGACCGACCCGAUCCUCGAAGCUUGUGUUCCUGAACGAGGAGAACUGGACAGACAUCAUGAAGGGCGAAUGGAUGAUCGAAUUGUGAGUUGUUUAACCCCAUUUCUUAUUUCCCGUUUGCAAGCGUAUAAAAAUUUGUACAAAAGCUUAUCAGGCUGAAAAUGUCUGCACAAAAGAGCAAAGUAUGCGACUUACGUGAAUGUGCUCUAUGAUCAUGAUCCGAUUUGCAGCCACGCUCCAUGGUGCCCAGCCUGUAAAGACCUCCAGAAGGCGUGGAACGCGUUCGCCGACUGGUCCGAUGAUCUCGGAAUCAAGGUCGGAGAAGUGGACGUGACCGUCAACCCGGGACUCUCCGGAAGAUUCCUUGUCACCGCCCUCCCAACCAUCUAUCAGUAAGUCUUUCCCGGUCAUCAUCUUCUAUUCAUGAUGAUGUUUUCAGCGUGAAGGAUGGUGUCUUCCGUCAAUACGUUGGCGCUCGCGACAAAAACGACUUCAUCUCGUUCGUCGAGGACAAGAAGUACCGCGUGAUCGACCCAGUUCCAGACUACAAACACCCGAACUCCAAGCAGUCAGUUCUGGCCUCAAUUAACAAAGAUAAAUGUCCUGUUCAGAAUGGCUGUCGUCGCCGUCUUCUUCAAACUGUCGAUGGCUGUCCGUGACCUGCACAACCAUCUCGUCGAGGAUAAGGGUAUCCCAUCGUGGGCCAGCUACGGACUUUUCGCUGGCGUCACUCUUGCUCUCGGAUGCGUCCUCGGAUUCGUAAGCAUCCAAAAUGUUCGUUUUCAUCGAGUUUUCUCCAUUUUCAGUUCAUCGUCAUCAUCAUCGAUCAAGUGUUCCCAACUGGACCGAGAAAGGCUCAACAAGCCAAGAAGAACGAGAAGAAGGACGCCAAGAAGGACUCGGGAACGGAUUCACCGACCAAGAAGAAUGGCAACAACAACAAUGCGAAGGAGUCGAAGAAGACCAAGUAG
Caenorhabditis sp. 36 PRJEB53466 is the source of this 1024-nucleotide messenger RNA. NCBI's taxonomy places the organism in Eukaryota, Metazoa, Nematoda, Chromadorea, Rhabditida, Rhabditidae. The record is from the annotation of a GenBank genome assembly.